UCUCCUUAACAGUGAUUAUGUAUCGAGAGAAAUUAUUAAUUUGGCGGUCGAUAAACUACACGCAAUGACGAAUGCGAAGCCGAUUGGGCUCCUCCUGCAGUACCCCUCCCUUAAUAAUCUUGCUGGCGCUCGUCGCCGCUUUUAAACAGCACCACGAGCGCAAGCACGAGCGCGAUGCUCUUCCUCCACCAAGUAGCAGAGCGGUAAGCACAGAUCAUAUAAACAAAACAGGAAGGAAAGGCUGUUUUUCCACUACUUCAAAUUAUGUAUAGGUCCAGUUGCGAUUCUUGUCGCCUCGUGAUUAACUUCUAAUUACCGCAACUCAGAAAGGAUUUACCUUUAAAGGCUGUCUGUGGUAGAGGCUGAUGAGGAAUUUACAGCGAGCGCGAUCUGAGUAGGUUUGAUUUUAUUUUAAAGACUGUUUUUUUUUGUUUUUUUUUUUACUUUGUUCUCUAACAUUGGCCCCAGAGCGCAACAGCCGCGUUGGAUCCCACAAAUUACUGCGAGACUCCGGUGUACAAUCCGGAUCUCUGUCCAAACAUGAUAGCGGCUCAGGCCAAGCUGGUGUAUCACCUGAACAAAUAUUAUAACGAAAAAUGCCUGUCUCGGAAAGCCGCGAUCUCAAAGACAAUCAGGGAAGUAUGCAAGGUGGUGUCGGACGUCCUGAAGGAGGUGGAAGUUCAGGAGCCCCGUUUCAUCAGCUCCCUAAAUGAAAUUGAGAACCGUUACGAAGGUCUGGAGGUCAUUUCGCCGACUGAAUUUGAGGUAGUCCUUUAUUUAAAUCAAAUGGGAGUCUUCAACUUCGUGGAUGACGGCUCGCUUCCAGGCUGCGCGGUGCUGAAGCUCAGCGACGGCCGAAAGCGGAGCAUGUCCCUCUGGGUCGAGUUCAUCACCGCCUCGGGGUAUCUUUCGGCCCGUAAGAUCCGGUCCAGGUUUCAGACCCUUGUGGCGCAAGCAGUGGAUAAAUGCAGCUACAGGGACGUCGUCAAGAUGGUGGCUGACACCAGCGAGGUAAAAUUGCGGAUCAGAGACAGAUACGUAGUGCAGAUCACCCCGGCUUUCAAGUGCACCGGAAUAUGGCCGCGUAGCGCUGCGCACUGGCCUCUGCCCCACAUCCCAUGGCCGGGACCAAACAGGGUGGCAGAGGUCAAAGCCGAAGGCUUCAACCUUUUAUCCAAGGAAUGCUACUCUAUAAAUGGGAAGCAGAGCUCGGCCGAAAGCGAUGCCUGGGUUUUGCAGUUUGCCGAAGCAGAGAACCGUCUAAUCCUUGGAGGGUGUCGGAAGAAGUGUCUGUCCGUUCUUAAGACUCUGCGCGACCGUCACCUUGAACUUCCAGGACAGCCGCUCAAUAACUAUCACAUGAAAACGCUGGUGUCGUAUGAGUGUGAAAAGCACCCCCGGGAAUCGGACUGGGACGAGAACUGCCUGGGCGACCGCCUAAACGGUAUUCUCUUACAGCUCAUUUCGUGCCUGCAGUGUCGGAAGUGCCCGCAUUACUUUCUGCCAAAUUUAGACCUAUUCCAAGGCAAACCAACUUCAGCCCUCGAAAACGCAGCUAAACAGACGUGGAGAUUGGCGAGGGAAAUACUCACCAACCCCAAAAGCCUGGAAAAACUCUAAACUGAAAUAAAAGUCUUUUUAAAAAGCAGAAGACGCGCCCGCGUACAUCAGUCGGUAUGUCUUGAGGCCUGCGUAUUUUCAACUGAUAGCAGGGAAUUAUUUUGCCAAUAUUUCUGUUAGUAACGUUAAGUGAGCCAAACAGAUCAUCCGUGGAUUACAAAAAGAUUUAACAUUUUUUUGUCCAGAUAAAACCAACCACGGUUACUGCAAGCAUAUUCUAAGUGAUGGGUUAUUAUCGAUGUCGCCAUUCCCGGUCUCCACACGCUUAUUUUCUUUGUACAAAACCUUUUGACAAUUUCGGAAUGAUUCAGUUUAUACCGUAUUCUUAAUAGCAUAGAUUGUGUUCCAGUUGUUUAAAAUGGUGGAUGUUUUGUGGUCCAUACAUUGAAUUUAAAUAUUCGCUAUUUAAACCGUUUUAUAGUUGACAUUAAAUCAAUAUAAAGUAAUAAUAAUAUUUUUAACUUCGCCUACAUUGUCCUUCAAAAGUGCUUAAGAGUUUACAUUUCUAUACUAAAGCUAUAACA
Molecule: messenger RNA, 2144 nt
Organism: Brienomyrus brachyistius
Lineage: Eukaryota; Metazoa; Chordata; Actinopteri; Osteoglossiformes; Mormyridae
Product: putative nucleotidyltransferase MAB21L1
Exons: 1
Coding region: 541-1620 (359 amino acids)
Source: RefSeq, a predicted model, not a curated record